This is a messenger RNA of Schistocerca piceifrons (Central American locust), 1155 nucleotides long. RefSeq names its product G-protein coupled receptor dmsr-1-like. Gene Ontology annotation, biological process: G protein-coupled receptor signaling pathway. Bases 1 to 1155 code for a protein of 384 amino acids. Gene Ontology annotation, cellular component: membrane. The transcript has a single exon. The record is from RefSeq and is a predicted model, not a curated record. Gene Ontology annotation, molecular function: G protein-coupled peptide receptor activity. Lineage: Eukaryota; Metazoa; Arthropoda; Insecta; Orthoptera; Acrididae.
AUGACGACAGAAAUUAUUUUCACUUCUGAGGGCGUAGUGAAUGGGACGAAGGUGAUGGACACGUCGAGCGAAGUGACGGCUGCCAACGCGACGGUCGAGCCGCUGUUCUGCGGUUCGGGCCUGCAGCAGUUCCACGCGGGCUACAAGGAACUGCACGGCUACUUCAGCCUGCUGGUGUGCAUCUUCGGCUCGGUGGCCAACUCGCUGAACAUCGCCGUGCUGACGCGGCGCGAGAUGCUGUCGGCGACCAACAGCAUCCUGACGGGCCUGGCCGUGGCCGACCUGCUGGUGAUGGUGGAGUACGUGCCGUACGCGCUGCACAUGUACCUGCUGCGGCGGCCGCGGGCGCUCACGUACACGUACGCGUGGGCCGUGUUCGUGCUGUUCCACUCCAACUUCGCGCAGGUGUGCCACACGGUGUCGAUCCUGCUGACGGUGACGCUGGCCGUGUGGCGCUACCUGGCGGUGGCGCACCCGCAGCGCGGCCAGAUCGGCAUGCCGUGCACGCUGGCCGUGGUCGGCUCGGCGUACGUGCUGGGCCCGCUGCUGUGCACGCCGCACUACCUCGCCUUCGAGGUGGCCGAGCGGCGCGAGCGCAACGCGACGCUCUACUUCGUCCAGAUGAGCCGGCUGAGCCAGGCGGCCGGCGGCCUGCUCGGCGACGUCAACUUCUGGGUGUACGGCGUCGUCGUCAAGCUGACGCCCUGCGCCGCGCUCACGGGGCUCAGCCUGCGCAUCGUCGCGGCGCUGCUGGAGACGAAACGGCGCCGGCGCCAGCUGACGGCGUCGGCGUCGGCGUCGUCGCGCCAGCAGGAGAAGGAGCGCCAGACGGACCGCACGACGCGCAUGCUGCUGGCCGUGCUGCUGCUCUUCCUGGUCACCGAGCUGCCGCAGGGCGUCCUCGCCCUCCUCAGCGGGCUGCUGGGACACCGCUUCUUCGCCGAGUGCUACGUGCCGCUGGGCGAGCUCAUGGACGCGCUCGCGCUGCUCAACUCGGCCGUCAACUUCAUCCUGUACUGCAGCAUGAGCCGCCAGUUCCGGGUCACCUUCUGCCAGCUGUUCCGGCCGCGAGCGCUCGGCCGCUGGAUCGCGGUCGAGAUGUCCCACAACGGCGUCACCACCACCAACAACGCGACGCAGGUCACCCAGCUGUAG